AUGCCUCAGCGCUUUUUCGUCCACCAUAGUGGCCUUGUCACAAAUGACUUUCCGAUGCUCUGGGUCGGCGAGGAUGCACCUGCGCUGCAGAGGCGCGAGUAUAUGUACGCUUUCCUCCUCUGGAUGCGACCCGGCACUACAAUCGGUGAGGUCCAGGAGGUCGAGGUCGAGUUCAAGGAUACUUCUCCCACUCCCCAAUAUCCAUGGGACUAUAGCGGACCUCGAUACCAGUUCUUUAGCGACCAUCUUUUGAGACACCAGAGUCUUCGGCGCUUCCUCCUCGGCGAGUUGAAUUCCCAAACGUCACUUCUUUUGGCGCUCACACACCAACCGAGCACCGCCGAAUCACUUUCUACCGAGAUCCCUACCGAGUCUUUAUCGACCCCAGACACUCUUGUCCACCAUGAGGAACCUGCGAAUCACGAUACCCAGAUCCCAGAGGCUCGCAGCGCCAUCGCCCUUUACCUCGAUCGAGUCGCCGAUGUUAGCGCUCGACUCCAGUGCGUCGAAGAUGAGAACUUCGACAGCAUCACCGUCGCAUUCCUUGUCACGGCACUUGAUCAACCCGAAUCUGCUCAGCGCAUGUAUAACUUCGUCAGAGAAGCGGAGCUAGGCAUGUGGUACCGCUUGAACGAAGUCAGCUCAAAGCCGCUUCGCGAGUUGACUUCACUGGGAUUACUGCAGGAGGAUAAUGAUUUACAUGGGCUGAAUUGUGCUAUCGUUUCAGUCACUGAGGAUGACACGAGUUGUAGACGCCUUCAGUUUCAACAUGUCUAUGACCAAGAGUAA
Messenger RNA from Fusarium sp. VM40, 789 nucleotides. The record is from the annotation of a GenBank genome assembly. NCBI's taxonomy places the organism in Eukaryota, Fungi, Ascomycota, Sordariomycetes, Hypocreales, Nectriaceae.